CAGCAGCGGCAGCGAGGCGGACCCGACGUGGAACUCCAGCAUCAUCGGGGCUCGGCCGCUUCCACGUGCACGGCGGCGGCCAGGCUGGACCGGGUUAUCCGCGUGGGCGACGUGCUCUUCGUGGGCGCGACGGGGGGGGGCCUCAUGGACGUGGGCGCCACAGGCGGCGUCAUGGGCCAUGUGUUGCUCGCCGCGUGCGCCCCGCGGCGCGUGCCCGCGACUCCGCGGAGGGCCGCCCCCUGUGGGGCGCGUGGCCGGCGGGCGUGCCGGAGAUCUGGAAGGUGCGCACGCUGGAGUGCACGCGCCGGCACGCCGGGCUGCACGCGGCGACCCUGCUGCUGUACGCGGGGGCGGCGGACGGCCUCCUGGUGCUCCUGGGAGAGCUGGACCAGGAGAGGAACCUGCUCGAGAUCUGCCAGGAGGCCGUCGAAGUGUGGCAGUGCCCCCAGGAGCUGCGCGCCCGCCUGCCGCCCGGCCUGGCGGUGGGCGUGCUGGAGGAGAUGAAGGAGGAGAGCGACGCCAGCUGGAGCUGGGCCACGGCAGCCCGCGCCGUGCUGCUGGCG
Prorocentrum cordatum is the source of this 563-nucleotide messenger RNA. The record is from the annotation of a GenBank genome assembly. NCBI's taxonomy places the organism in Eukaryota, Dinophyceae, Prorocentrales, Prorocentraceae.